AGAAAUGAUAUAUUAUCUAAGUCUACCCCGCAAGUGUUGGCCCUUCCUUCUCCUUUUUCCCUCUCACCUCUUAACUGCCUCCAUCUUCUUCUUCAAUAUCAAUUCUCAUCCACCUGAACACAACAAACAAACACAAAUUCCCUCAUUUCACCAUUUCUCUCUUAAUCUUGAUGGGUCCUCACUCUGAUUUCAAAUCCCAUUUAGCCUCUGAAAUCUCCUCCUUCUCUUCCCUUACAGUUUCUUGCCCUCACCGCCUUUUCUCCCCUCCUUUCAUCGAUUGGUAUCGCCUUUUUGGGGUCCAACAAGACGCUCCAAUCGAUUUCAUUCGUAGCCGAUAUCUUAAGCUUGCUCUCCAACUUCAUCCAGAUAAAAACUCACACCCCAAGGCAGAAAUCGCCUUCAAGCUUGUCUCUGAGGGAUAUGGUUGUUUAAGUGAUAAUGUGAAGAGAAGGGCAUUUGAUUUGGAUAGGAAGGACAAGUUUUGCGCUGAUUGUAACACAAUCCCUUAUAGAAAUUACACCUCUGCUACAAACUUGAAUGCUUUGAAUGUAUUAGGGAGUUUUCACAACAACAUUCAUGGAAGAGGUUUGAGAGAUGUGAAGGAGAGAUUGAGAGAAGAAGCUAAUGUGAUUGAGUAUUGUUUAAGAGCUAAUAAUUCUUCAACAACUACAGAAACUUCAUUAUUCAAUCCACCUGGUUGCAGUAUGUUUCAUCACAGAAACUACAAAGAAACCCCAAUCUUCAAUCCUUCUGACUAUGUUUGUCAAGGCUACCCUCAUUUCCGAACAAGAAUCCACCCAAAACCGCAGAGUUUUCGAUGUUUUAGAAGUGGAAAUGCAUUGAAGUAUGAACAAGGUAGAGGGAAGUGUGAAUAUCCAGUGUUUGAAAUUAGUAGUAAUAGAUCAGAAAGUUUCCUUUUACAGAAACAAUCUGCUUUUGUUUAUUCAAAUGUUAACAAAUCAUCACAUUGGUGAAACUCAGCUGACUUCCAUAUCCAUUCAUUGCCAUUUUUUUUCUUCUUUUCUGGGGAAAUUUAAAUAAAUUCUAAUUCUUUCAAAAGUUUUAUUAUUUAUUUUUCAAAUUAAAGCAAAAUUCCCUCUGUUUUUUGAAUUGGAGGGAAAGUGAAACACUUUCGAAUAACAAUUCUUUCUAAAUGUAAUAUGAUUAGUUCAAAUCUUUAAUAAAGAAAGUGGGUAACAAGUUUUCUUUUUGGAA
Molecule: messenger RNA, 1215 nt
Organism: Cucumis sativus (cucumber)
Lineage: Eukaryota; Viridiplantae; Streptophyta; Magnoliopsida; Cucurbitales; Cucurbitaceae
Exons: 4
Coding region: 171-974 (267 amino acids)
Source: RefSeq, a predicted model, not a curated record